AUGGAGGGAUCAGAUUCGAAAAGCCUCAUCGCUGAUCGCGGGUUGGAGAGCCCAGAUGUUGCAAAGGAUGGAGUGAGCAACGAAAAACAGUCUCCAAAUAUCGAAGAGACAAAUUACCCAACAGGCUUCAGUGUGACUGCGACCAUGGUGGCUCUGACCUUGACUUCCUACCUUGUCCUCCUGGACACCUCGAUCGUCUCUACGGCCAUCCCACGCAUCACGUCCGAUUUCCACUCGCUGAACGAUGUAGGCUGGUACGGAACGGCGUAUCUCCUCGCCAACUGCUCUCUCCAACCAUUGACCGGAAAGCUCUACACGUACUUCAACAUCAAGUGGGUGUAUCUCGUCUGCCUUUCAAUAUUUGAACUCGGCUCUGCUCUGUGCGGCGCCGCCCAGGACUCCAACAUGCUGAUUGUCGGGCGUGCGAUUGCGGGCAUUGGCUCGUCGGGGCUCUUUAAUGGUGGUUUCACCUUUCUCGCUGCUUGUGUGCCACCACAGCGACGACCGGCACUAACGGGCGUCCUCAUCGGCCUCUCCCAACUGGGGCUCCUAUCCGGCCCCUUGAUCGGCGGAGCCCUAACAGAGCAUACAUCGUGGCGCUGGUGCUUCUACAUCAACCUCCCCUGCGCGGCAAUAAUCGCCCCGGCCCUCCUCCUCGUCCCCACCCCCGACCAACGAGCCCCCGAGAUAAAAUUCCAGCCCCUCCGCGAAAUCAUACCACACCUUGACCUCCUCGGCUUCGCCAUCUUCGCCGGUUCCGCGAGCCAGCUCCUCCUCGCACUAAACUGGGGCGGGACGACAUACCGCUGGGACAGCAGUGCGAUUAUUGGGCUAUUCUGCGGGUCCGGUGUGACGUUCAUCUUAUUCCUGCUCUGGGAAAGCUAUAUGGGCGACCGGGCCAUGAUCCCGUUCGCGCUGGUGGGGCGACGGGUUAUCUGGAGUAGUUGUCUGAACAUGGGGUUCCUGAUGGCGUGUUCGAUGGUCACGACGUAUUACCUGCCGAUCUACUUCCAGGCUGUGCGGGGGGCGUCGCCGACGGUUAGUGGGGUCGAUUUGUUGCCGAGUAUUGGAGGCACGAUUGUUUUUGGGAUUAUCGCUGGCGCGCUUGUAACCCGAGUCGGCCACUACACGCCCUUCGCCCUCCUCGGUGCAGCCAUCGCAACAACGGGCGCAGGCCUACUCAUCCUGCUUACCCCGUCAACACCAACCUACGCCUGGGUCCUCAUCCAGCUAACACUCGGCAUCGGCCGCGGCCUGAACGUUCAAAUGCCCCUAAUCGCCGCGCAGCACAACGCGCCCCAAUCGCAAAACGCCAUCGCAACCGCACUCGUCGUCCUCGCGCAGAACCUGGGCCCGGCGAUUUUCUUGUCACUUGCGCAGGUUAUUUUUUCGUCGGGGUUGGAGAGUGAACUUGCGAGGCAUGCGCCGGGGGUUGAUGUAGCUGAGAUUGUGAGGGCGGGCGCUGCGGGGGUUGGGGAUUUGGGGUUUAGGGAGGAUGUUCUUGGAAAUGUGCUGGAGGGGUACUGUGAGGCGAUUGUGAGGGUCAUGUAUUUGGCUACGGCGGCGAGUGCGGCGAGCUUGGUUGUUGCUUUGGGCAUGGGGUGGGGGAGUAUUAAGGUCGAGGCAGCUGAUGCUAAGGGGACGGGACAGGACAAGGGGAAUGAAGGAGGGGCUCGGGAAGAUCAGGCGGCUGGUGGCCUCGUUGAUGUUGAAAAGGUCGACGAGAAGGCGGGAUAG
Messenger RNA from Aspergillus calidoustus, 1737 nucleotides. The record is from the annotation of a GenBank genome assembly. Lineage: Eukaryota; Fungi; Ascomycota; Eurotiomycetes; Eurotiales; Aspergillaceae.